Molecule: messenger RNA, 687 nt
Organism: Gongylonema pulchrum
Lineage: Eukaryota; Metazoa; Nematoda; Chromadorea; Rhabditida; Gongylonematidae
Source: the annotation of a GenBank genome assembly
AUGUUGCAUGAACGAGUGAUGUCGGCAAUGGAGAAUUUAAAAGGGUCGCAAUUGGCGGCGAGUUCAACCGGCGACACUCGGAUAUACCCGCUAAUACAAAUGGGCAUUUUGUCAAUCAAUCAGGAAUUUGAAUAUUUAACCAAUAUGUUAUCGGCGCAGGAUCAGCGGUUAUCAUUAACAAUGUCAUCGGGCUAUUUCAAUUUCACCGAUCAUUAUGCAGAGCUGAUAAAAAGUCAGAGCUGCUACGACAUGACUAUUGUUUACGCGUCUCCGCAGGCGAAUGGGUUUCACAAAGCGUCUGGUCUAUCCGGUUUCAUACCGCAAAUGUAUGUGUAUAUAUCUCAUCUUUUCUUCAAAACUUCUCGACCUGAAGUUCGGCUAUUUGAAUACAGCAGGCUUGGUUGGUCCUAUCAUGCGAAAGGCCUGUGGAUUAACUGCAGGCAGUCUUUGUUCUCAGCCACUCUCAUUGGGUCUUCCAAUUUCGGCCAUCGAUCAGUACAUCGUGAUUUGGAGGCGCAGUUUCUCAUCGUAACUAGUAACGAGCGACUCAGGAAGAGGUUAGAAGAGGAGCGGUCACAAAUGUUGGAAUAUGCUACGAAAGUGGAUGCGACGACUUUUAUGCGGCGCGACCAUUUCGUGCCGUUUUGGAUUCGUCUAAUAUCGCGAUUCAUUCGGAAUUAUUUUUAA